GGGGGGGGGGGGGGGGAUGAGGAGACGCUAGUUUUAGGUGGCAAGAGAAAAAGGAGAAGAGACUUUGUGGGAAGGAAGCCUGCCGCAGUCGCUGAGGAAAGAAGCCCCCUGGGACACAGGCCAGUGUGGUCAAUAUUGUUUUUUUCAUAUCAGGCGAAGAAGAUUCAGUGAAGAGAAAAAUCCCCACCUGGAAACAUGCACAAGCGCACCAAGAUAAAGAUUGCAAUCUUUGUGCUGCUAGUGGGUAUGGCGUGCAUGCUCACCGCGGUGGUAACGGACCACUGGGCCGUGCUCAGCCCGGAGGUGGAUAAAGUCAAUCAGACCUGUGAGGCGGCCCACUUUGGCCUGUGGAGGCUGUGCAAGAAGUACAUCUACAUCAGCUCGGAGAACUACGUGCAGGGGCACGGCUGCGGACCCAUCAGUCUGCCUGGAGAGGAAAACUGCACUUACUUCAGACACUUCACCCCAGGGCUGGAUGCCGAGAUAUUUGAAUACAAAACACAAAAAGAGUACAACAUCUCGGCCGCAGCCAUCUCCAUCUUCAGUCUGGCCUUCAUGAUCCUGGGCUCUCUGUGCUUGGUCGGAUCCUGCACCGGUAAAGGCAAAGGAAGAGACUACCUCCUCAAACCUGCCGGCAUGUUUUUUGCAUUUGCAGGUCUCUGCGCCUUCAUCUCACUGGAAGUGAUGCGGCAGUCGGUCAAACGCAUGAUCGAGAGCGAGGAGACCAUCUGGAUCGAGUACCACUACGCCUGGUCCUUCGCCUGUGCCUGCACCGCCUUUGUCCUCCUCUUUCUCACCGGCAUCGCCCUCCUGCUCCUCUCCAUGCCCCACAUGCCCAGGAACCCAUGGGAGACUUGCAUGGAUGCCGAGCCGGAUCAAGUCGAGUGACAGCUGGACAGACGAGACGAAUGCAGGACGAGAAUGACUACGUCUUUUGUUUUGGGGACAGAUUUGAGUGUAGAUUCGUUUCAGGGACAGGAGCUGGAAAUGAGAGCAUAAAGGUAUGGUGACGGAUACUGGUUCGGAUGUGGAUGGACCACAGCCAGGAUGGGAAAAUGACCUCCCUGCGAUUACAUAUUUAGAAAGUUUGUCUUUCUCCUUUAUGACCAACCCGAGGGGAAGAAAAAUCAGUUCUCUUCGCACAUUCUCUGCUAUGGUUUGUGUUGGAGAUCAGAGGUCAAAUCAGUUAGAGCCAGCAACAGCUCUCCUACUGGUUUCUUCUUGGGCGGAAAUCAAUAUUUUAUAAAAUGUCACUGCUGUGUGACACGCUCUGAUUUAGUCUCCCGUGUUAAGUUUGAUUCAUGCACAUUUUGCCAAUAUAGUUCAUACAGCUUUUUUUUUUUUUUUUUUUUUACAAUUUAUUUACCGCAGUAUGUUUGGUAUCUUGUAAUAUAUCAUAUAUUUUACCCAUUCAACUAUGGAUUUUUGUGUGCUUUCUUAAACUUAGGAAUUCUUGACUUAAACUUAAUCUAGACAUACUCAUUCGAAUGUGCGUCUUGUAUUUCUAAGGAACGUUUAAAGAGUGAUUUCAGGCAAAGCUGCAGCACAGAGGCGGCUGCUGAAUGCUGAACACCCCCUCGCUCUGCGCGCUGGAAAAGGUUCAGCUCGAGCAGGUGCACACGCGCGGCCUUUUGCUUUCUGCUGACGGCUUCCAAACCAAACGGACACAAAUAAUUCUCUGUUUUCAUCAGUCAUAAUGGUCCGUACGGUCUUGAAGUUCAGUUGUACUGAAGCUGUGGGCAUUCAGAGACACUCUCCACCACACAUUUGUUUUCCUUAGUGCAGAGUCACUCACAGCUGAUGUCGAUUUGAACCUUUUGUCUUUUAGUAGUCCAAUAUACUUUGGUCUGUUUCUCUGAACGAAUGCUUUUUUUCAAAUGCAGUUUAUUCCGUGUAGGUGUGUUGGAAAUGCCACAUAUCUUUAUAACCAAAAAUUAAAUAUUGAUAAAGGUUUGGAAAACUUUUG
Pungitius pungitius (ninespine stickleback) is the source of this 1966-nucleotide messenger RNA. Its product is annotated as voltage-dependent calcium channel gamma-1 subunit-like. The coding region runs from base 196 to 888 and encodes 230 amino acids. NCBI's taxonomy places the organism in Eukaryota, Metazoa, Chordata, Actinopteri, Perciformes, Gasterosteidae. The record is from RefSeq and is a predicted model, not a curated record. Gene Ontology annotation, cellular component: L-type voltage-gated calcium channel complex; membrane. Gene Ontology annotation, biological process: calcium ion transmembrane transport; regulation of calcium ion transmembrane transport via high voltage-gated calcium channel. Gene Ontology annotation, molecular function: voltage-gated calcium channel activity; calcium channel regulator activity. The transcript is spliced from 4 exons.